AUGGUUCGGGCGUCGGUGAAGGUGGGUUCGGCGAAGUUGGUAGUGAUCUGCGUGGGCUUGUUGGGUUUCGCUCUCAUCGCCGACUUUCUAUGGGCCUCUACUUCUUCCACGCUUCCCACUUCCAAACCCUCCACAUUGGUCCUCCCUCGAGAGAAAAUUAAUCACAGCAAAGAUUACCAGAAUGCCACUGCUUCUGGAAGAUUCCUCGCCGCCGCUUACGCCGAUUUGGAUGCGCCGCUCCUCAAAUGGCAGAAGAUGGCCCCGGCUCCCGUUCCUCGCCUCGACGGAGCCGCUAUUCAGAUUCGCAAUCUCCUCUUCGUCUUUGCCGGCUACGGCACUAUCGAUUACGUGCAUUCUCACGUUGAUGUGUAUAAUUUCAGUGACAAUACUUGGGGAGAGAGAUUCGACAUGCCGAAAGAGAUGGCGCAUUCGCAUUUGGGAAUGGUGACCGAUGGGAGAUACAUUUACGUGGUUACUGGACAGUAUGGCCCGCAGUGCAGAGGUCCCACUGCUCAUACUUUUGUGCUCGAUUCUGAAACCAGGAAAUGGCGGGAUCUACCUCCUUUGCCGGUACCUAGAUAUGCACCAGCAACCCAACUUUGGAGAGGUAGACUUCAUGUGAUGGGUGGCAGUAAGGAGAAUCGACAUACGCCUGGAUUGGAACACUGGAGUCUUGCUGUGAAGGAUGGAAAAGCUUUAGAAAAGGAGUGGAGGAGUGAGAUACCCAUUCCUCGUGGAGGACCUCACAGGGCUUGUGUUGUGGUUGAUGAUCGGCUUUUUGUUCUUGGUGGUCAAGAAGGUGAUUUUAUGGCCAAACCUGGGUCACCUAUUUUUAAGUGCUCACGCAGACCAGAGGUGGUCUAUACCGAUGUUUACAUGCUGGAUGAUGAGAUGAAGUGGAAAACGUUGCCUCCAAUGCCAAAACCAAACUCACAUAUUGAAUUUGCUUGGGCACUUGUAAAUAAUUCCAUUGUCAUUGCUGGAGGCACAACAGAGAAGCACCCGGUAACGAAGAAGAUGGUUUUAAACGGAGAAGUAGUCCAGUUUAACUUGAAUACUCUGAAAUGGUCAGUGAUUGGAAAAUUACCAUUCCGAGUGAAAACCACUCUUGUUGGAUUUUGGAAUGGAUGGUUGUACUUCACUUCAGGACAGCGAGACAAGGGACCUGAUGAUCCAUCACCCAAAAAGGUUAUUGGAGAGAUGUGGAGAACAAAAUUAAAACUGAAUGAGUGA
Messenger RNA from Sphenostylis stenocarpa, 1233 nucleotides. NCBI's taxonomy places the organism in Eukaryota, Viridiplantae, Streptophyta, Magnoliopsida, Fabales, Fabaceae. The record is from the annotation of a GenBank genome assembly.